AUGCGCCUUACUGCCCUCAUCACCACCAUUGCCCUCCUCCUCCCUGCCCUCGCGACCCCCACUCCUCAGCAUGACACCCCCGUGGCCCGCGGGUGGUUCGAAAACCAGCUCAACUCGGUCAAGGACUGUGCCAACAAAGAAUGGGACCUCGGCCGCCUCACUGAUUGCCGGCGCCGGUGCCAGUCUUUGGUGAACGCCAACCAGGAGGCACCCGGCCCCGCAGUGUUCGGUGGAACCUUCAAGAGAGCCAACGGUCAGGAAGUCCAGCAAGUUAACCACGUGUGCUCGCGGCUCAACGACAAGAUCAGGAUCGUCUCGGGGUGGAGUCACCAGUAG
Molecule: messenger RNA, 336 nt
Organism: Vanrija pseudolonga
Lineage: Eukaryota; Fungi; Basidiomycota; Tremellomycetes; Trichosporonales; Trichosporonaceae
Exons: 1
Coding region: 1-336 (111 amino acids)
Source: RefSeq, a predicted model, not a curated record